This is a messenger RNA of Ostrinia furnacalis (Asian corn borer), 1368 nucleotides long. RefSeq lists its product as uncharacterized. NCBI's taxonomy places the organism in Eukaryota, Metazoa, Arthropoda, Insecta, Lepidoptera, Crambidae. The record is from RefSeq and is a predicted model, not a curated record. Bases 77 to 1339 code for a protein of 420 amino acids. The transcript has 8 exons.
UCCGAAGCUGACGCGGAGCGAUGGCCCACGCGGCACCCGCACGCCUGGUCUGCUUUCCUCGGGGCUACAGCCAGUGAUGUCGUCGUCCGACUCGUGGGCCGGCGGCGCGCGCGCGGCGGGCGACAUCAUCGACCUGGACCGCUUCAUGCGCAGCGCGCGCCCCUCGCACGCCCCGCAUGCCCCGCAGACGCACCACGCGCCGCUGCGGCAGGUACCCAGGAGUGGUCUGGUGGUGGACGGCGGCGGCGCGCGCAAGCCCGGCUCCAGCGGCCAGCUGUCGCGCGACUCGGGGCUCUCCGACGGGAGCUACGCGCGCCGGCGCCGCAGGCCGCGCAGGCGUGCGAGUGGUGAGAGCGCAAGCCGAAGCCGAUCGCGCGCGCCCGCGGCGGCGUCGGCGUCGGCGGCGUCGCUGCGCGCCUUCCGCACGGCGUGCUCGCGCGCACUGCGCGACCAGCAGCACGCCAUCGCGCGCGUGGCGCAGCUGUGCGAGCGGCUGGCGGCGCGCGCGCCCUCCUCGGCUUCCACCAGCAGCCGCAGCACGCGCGACCCACGCAGGAAAGACAAACAUCGGACAGACGAAUGCAAGACCUACAAGAUAAUCAUGACGAAACUGGACGAGUUGAACCGACUGUUCAACGCGCGCGCGCGCAGCCCCGCGCCGCGCCCGCUGCGUCCGGCGCGCCCGGACACCACGUCCGGCUCCGUGUCCGUGUCCGACAAGCUGGUCGCCACGGAGCCGGAGCCGAGGGUCAAGACUGUGGUGCCCCUCACUCAGAUCCCAACAAAACACAUGGAGGCAAAGUGGAAGCCCGAAUCGAGCGCGUCGCGGCUCGUGGAGCGCGCCGUGGGCAGCGAGUCAGUGCGCUCGGGCGCGCUCGGCGAACGCUCGGCCACGCUCGGCGAGCGCUCGGCCACGCUCGGCGAGCGCUCGCGGCGCUGCUCUCGGCUGGCGACGCUUCGAGCAGUCACCAACGCGCCGACGCUCGACAUCGCACCGCACGACGCUCUGCCCAGGAGGACGAGGGAGUCUCCCAACAUCGUCACAGAAAGUGUCGUGAAAUGCGAGUCCAGCAAUGAGGACUCCAGCUCCAGCGUCUGCGAUCCUCACUGUGGCUUUGAUUUAGACAAUCCUGUACAUCUGUAUGCGCAAGCGAAGCGGCUGCAAGCGCUGCACGCGACGACGCACCGGCGCGCACGUAGUUCAGACGCGGACGGACGCGGGGCGGGGGCGGGCCCGCGGCGGUCGCUGUGCGGCGCGUGUCGCGGCUACUGGCGCUCGUUGCGGCACUACCUCGCCGCGCAGAUAUUCUGCUGCCCGAUGGACGCGUGCCCUUGUUGAUAGUUUUUUUAGACGUGCUUUUAAUAAAG